GUGGUUUGACGGGCUGAGUGCGUUUGGUUUUCAUUAGACUGUCUCGACACUGACCCCCUGCCCCAUCUACAGAAACGUGAAACCAGCCCUCUGGCAGGCGCACUGUGCGAGAGCGAGCCGUGCAGACCUAAUGCAGUCUGCACUGCUUUCACUGCCCGGUCCGCAGGCUGGACUGCGCUGCUGCACACAGCACCACACACUAACCGUAUAGUAACGAACCACCGAAACGCGCAAUGGCCAAGAAGAAUCUCCACGGGCAUAGACGGUAAUCUUCUGUAGUGUUCGUUGAGGGAUUAUUUGGCGCUUUUCCCACUGAAGGUGUGAUAUCGCAGCCAUGGUGUUCUGUCAGAUUCCCAGAAGUUUACGAAGAGGCGACUGGAGCCUCGCUCCUCUGGUGGCUGCUGCGCUACUCAGUCUCCUGAUGGCAGGGAUGCACCAAGCCGCAGCGUUUCCCUCCUGGAGGUUCGAGGAAGAAGCUUACACCACUGUGUUGCUCGUCGGUAUCCGCAAAGAGGCCCGGUCACAAGUGCUUCACCUUUCCAGGAACAAGCGCUACACCCUCACCCCGGAGCAGCUCAAAUGGGACAAGUUCAAGCUAACAUACAAGUUGCUCUCCUUUCCAACAAACUUGAUGAAUGCCAGUGACACACGUCGAGGCUUUGCCAAAGCUUUUGGCAUGUGGAGUGACGUCUCGCCGUUCAGCUUCAGAGAGGUGCCAGCUGACCAAGAAGCAGACAUUAAGAUCGGAUUUUACCCUAUCAACCACACUGACUGUCUGCAGUCCCCCUUGCACCAUUGUUUUGAUGGCAUCACAGGAGAAUUGGCUCACGCAUUCUUCCCACCAACAGGCGAGAUCCACUUUGACGACCACGAAUACUGGAUUCUUGGAAACAUGCGCUUCAGCUGGAAGAAAGGGGUUUGGCUGACGGAUCUUGUCCACGUGGCAACUCAUGAAAUUGGCCAUGCCCUGGGACUCAUGCACUCCAUGGACCCGAAAGCUAUAAUGCACCUGAAUGCAACUCUGACAGGGCGCAAGCUAAUCACACAGGAUGAUGUGUGGGGCUUGCACCGUCUCUACGGAUGUUUGGACCGGCUAUUUAUCUGUCCAGCCUGGACUCGUAAAGGCUAUUGUGACAGCAAGCGCAAACUGAUGCAGAAGCACUGCCCCUCCAGCUGUGAUUUCUGUUACGAAUUCCCUUUCCCCACUGUGGCUCCCACCUCGACUCCCCCGAGGACCAAACACAAAUUGGUUGUCGAAGGCAAGAAGCUUACUUUUCGUUGUGGCAAGAAAAUAGCAUCAAAGAAAGGCAAAGUAUAUUGGUACAAAGAUGGGGAGCUGCUGGAGUUCUCUCACCCAAACUACAUCUCCUUAAAAGAUGACCAUAUUACUAUAGUGGCCAAUGCUAUCAACGAAGGCACAUACACCUGCGUUGUGAAGAAAAAAGACAAAGUUCUCACCAAGUACUCAUGGAGGGUACGUGUGCGCUUCUAAAGGCCACAUCUCCUUUGCACAGUAAACAGACAUUCACACACACACAGUCACAAGGAGACCUCAUUUACUAGGGCACAUAUUUGUUUUUUGAAAAAUGUCUUUUCUGUCUGUGUCUUCCUCAAGCUGUCUACCGCUGGUUGUCAUCAUGUAAAUGCCGUUUAAUAUGUGCAUAUAAUAAAUGUUCCGUGACAAGUAGUGUUUUUGGGAAAAUACCCACUGUGAAAAGCUGCUCAUGUCAGAUGUCUGAUGAAAAAUCUUUGCAGCCCUUGUUAGCUGUUUGGGACAAUGUUUACUCUGGAUUCAUCAAGCCUGGACUUCCUCAAAGCUGCUGCGAGAAAGGCAGCGAUGGGGUCCAAAGGGGUUCUUGGGAUGUUCCUAGAAAAACGGAGACCGAUUAGCAGGAUAGUGAUAUGCUUCAUUUCAAAAGAUAUUAACACAGUUGGAUAAUUCACUACUGGAUUCUACAAACUCCUGUAGCCCGCUGGAAAAUGUCAUCCAUUUUUUUUUUCAGGGGCCUGAAAAAGUCACAGAAGCUCUCGUUUGAAUAAUUGACACAUUGAUCAAACUAAGCUACUAAAGCCAGAAUAAGCAAUGUUGUCUACAGCCUUUAGACCUUCGGCUGCAUAUGGAACACCUCAGACGUCUGCUUACUUUACUAGCCUCAUAGUGAAGCCAGCAGUCUGUCUCCUGAGACUGAGCAGUCAGCUCCACUGGCAGUUCUUCUUCCAAGCUUAGUCAACACAUCAGGUGUAAUAAUCUGCUGAGGGGCUCAGGAGGGGGCAGGGGACAGAUAAAACUGAUAAAUGAACAUUUCCAUUUAGUGCUGGCUCUAGAGGUCCAAAGACGAGGGUACUUUUCUGUGCCAGUUCAACUAAAAGCAGCAAUGUGGCCUUGCAAGGAACAAAACUGCAUUAUUUAUUUUUCGUUGGCUCAAAAUCAAAAAUUUUAUUGAUUUAAUGCUCAUCACAGAGCCAUUUGAAAACAAGGGUAGAGCAAAGUCUGGGCCUCUUCUCCCCUGAAAGAACAAAGUACUGAGACAAAGUGUGUGGUGCAAAGAAUGACAUCACUGUUGGACAGUGAUUACUAAGUUGGGUUCAGGCUGGAGUUUUUUUUUUUUGGCUCG
Molecule: messenger RNA, 2615 nt
Organism: Monopterus albus (swamp eel)
Lineage: Eukaryota; Metazoa; Chordata; Actinopteri; Synbranchiformes; Synbranchidae
Gene: mmp23ba
Product: matrix metallopeptidase 23ba
Exons: 8
Coding region: 335-1492 (385 amino acids)
Biological process (GO): proteolysis; collagen catabolic process; extracellular matrix organization
Cellular component (GO): extracellular matrix
Molecular function (GO): metalloendopeptidase activity; zinc ion binding
Source: RefSeq, a predicted model, not a curated record